AUGCUUGGCACAUCCUCCGAAACCGAAGUAACGGGCCCCAACACCAAGUACUUGGCACAGGCUAUAGACCACGACGUCCUCGCCGCGCGUGGUGUUGGCGCGUUCUCCCCACCUGUGUCAACAUCGCCAAUCUUCCACGCCACCUGUCCGGCCGCAACAAAAGAGCUCCAGCGUGCCCCUCUCAUCGACGAAUGCAUCAAACGCCUGCAAGACGAGAAGAAGGAUAGUGUGAAGGCUUCUCCGAGCUUCAAGACGACAGAAAUCCGGGGCCUGGCCAACAACAAAAUCGGAUUCGUCUCCGCGAUGCGGCUCUCCACAGUCCAGACACUCCUCGCCCGCUACGUAUCCAUGAACGAUCUCGCAGCCCUUGCCAAUGCAUGCUCGGCCAUUGGAGGUUCCCUGAACCUGGGAGAUGAACAUAGCAGGAAGAUGUUUGAGGGUUUGACCAAGAACAAUCGAGAGGCUCUUGAGAGGUUGCGUGGACCGCGCACCAAGCGGAAGCUCGACGGUGGUGGAGAGACUGUGUAUGCACCAUUAUGGCGCCCUCAGUCGCGAGAACGAAAGAGGCUCAAAGCUUUCGCCUCGGUUUCCAUAUAUGACUAG
Molecule: messenger RNA, 603 nt
Organism: Alternaria ethzedia
Lineage: Eukaryota; Fungi; Ascomycota; Dothideomycetes; Pleosporales; Pleosporaceae
Exons: 2
Coding region: 1-603 (200 amino acids)
Source: RefSeq, a predicted model, not a curated record